AAGCUCUCGCGGCUGCGCUUCGGUCCCGGACCCGGGCCACCCACGGGGUAGUGGGUGCUCCUCGGCCCCGGACAUUGCAAGCCCCAGAAGGCAAGACUAACUCGGUGUUGCUCCUCCCGGCGCUGACUUCGAGGCCCGGCUAUGGACGGCGAGAGCGAGGUGGAUUUUUCUAGCAACAGCAUAACCCCUUUGUGGCGGAGGCGGUCGAUUCCUCAGCCCCACCAGCUUCUGGGCCGGAGCAAGCCGAGGCCCCAGUCCUACCAGAGCCCCAACGGGUUACUAAUUACGGAUUUCCCGGUGGAGGACGGAGGGACGCUCCCCGCAGCGCAGAUUCCCGCCCAGGUGCCCACCGCCUCGGACAGCAGGACGGUACAUAGGAGUCCCCUGCUUCUGGGCGCCCAGCGGAGAGCGGUGGCCAAUGGUGGGACGGCAUCCCCGGAGUACAGGGCUGCCUCUCCUCGACUUCGACGGCCCAAGUCACCCAAGCUCCCUAAAGCGGUGCCGGGCGGCUCCCCGAAAUCCCCAGCAAAUGGCGCGGUGACCUUGCCUGCGCCGCCGCCGCCGCCGGUUCUGCGCCCCCCGCGGACUCCUAACGCGCCCGCCCCCUGCACCCCCGAGGAGGACCUUACUGGGUUGACUGCCAGCCCGGUGCCUUCGCCCACUGCAAAUGGCCUUGCCGCUAAUAACGACUCUCCUGGGUCAGGUUCGCAGUCCGGCCGGAAGGCAAAGGACCCCGAACGGGGGCUCUCUCCUGGGCCCCAGAAAAGUUCUUCGGAACAAAAACUACCCCUCCAAAGGCUGCCCUCCCAGGAGAACGAGCUCCUCGAGAAUCCUUCCGUGGUUUUGAGUACAAACAGCCCCGCCGCCCUCAAAGUGGGGAAGCAGCAGAUCAUUCCGAAGAGUCUGGCCUCGGAAAUUAAAAUAAGUAAAUCCAACAAUCAAAAUGUGGAGCCCCACAAGAGACUCCUCAAGGUGCGCAGCAUGGUGGAGGGCCUAGGAGGACCACUGGGUCACGCAGGGGAGGAGACUGAGGUCGAUAACGACGUGGAUAGCCCAGGGUCUCUGCGGAGAGGUUUGCGGUCCACGUCUUAUCGCAGGGCAGUGGUCAGUGGCUUUGAUUUUGACAGUUCUACCAGCUCGAAGAAGAAGAACAGAAUGUCCCAGCCUGUUCUGAAAGUGGUGAUGGAAGACAAGGAGAAGUUUUCCAGUCUGGGAAGGAUAAAGAAAAAAAUGCUGAAAGGACAAGGAACAUUUGAUGGGGAAGAAAAUGCUGUCCUGUAUCAAAACUACAAGGAAAAGGCCCUUGACAUUGAUUCUGAUGAAGAGUCAGAGCCCAAAGAACAGAAGUCAGAUGAAAAAAUUGUGAUUCACCAUAAGCCAUUGAGAUCCACAUGGAGCCAGCUCUCUGCGGUGAAAAGAAAUGGAUUAUCUCAGACAGUAAGCCAGGAGGAAAGAAAGAGACAAGAGGCUAUCUUUGAAGUCAUAUCCUCUGAACAUUCAUAUUUACUCAGCUUGGAGAUCUUGAUACGAAUGUUUAAAAAUUCUAGAGAACUGAGUGAUACAAUGACUAAAACCGAGAGGCACCAUCUUUUCUCCAAUAUUACAGAUGUCUGUGAGGCAAGCAAAAAGUUCUUUAUAGAGUUGGAAGCAAGACAUCAGAAUAAUAUCUUCAUAGAUGACAUAAGUGACAUUGUGGAAAAACACACAGCAUCCACAUUUGACCCAUAUGUGAAAUACUGCACAAAUGAAGUCUACCAACAACGAACACUACAAAAAUUGUUAGCUACCAAUCCAUCCUUUAAGGAAGUAUUGUCAAGGAUUGAGUCCCAUGAAGACUGUAGGAACUUACCCAUGAUCUCUUUUCUCAUUCUCCCCAUGCAGAGGGUGACCCGCCUUCCCCUGCUGAUGGAUACUAUCUGUCAAAAAACACCUAAGGACUCUCCGAAGUAUGAAGUCUGCAAAAGAGCCUUGAAGGAAGUUAGCAAGCCUUUUCCUUUAGUCUCCUCUUCCCGGUGGUUGGUAAAAAGAGGUGAAUUGACAGCCUAUGUUGAAGACACUGUGCUUUUCUCAAGAAGGACAUCCAAACAGCAAGUCUACUUCUUUCUCUUUAACGAUGUGCUCAUUAUCACCAAGAAGAAGAGUGAAGAAAGUUACAACGUCAAUGAUUAUUCCUUAAGAGAUCAGCUAUUGGUGGAAUCUUGUGACAAUGAAGAGCUUAAUUCUUCUCCAGGGAAGAACAGCUCCACAAUGCUCUAUUCAAGACAGAGCUCUGCCAGUCACCUCUUUACUCUGACAGUCCUUAGUAACCAUGCGAAUGAGAAAGUGGAGAUGCUACUAGGAGCUGAGACGCAGAGCGAGCGAGCCCGCUGGAUAACUGCCCUGGGACACAGCAGCGGGAAGCCGCCUGCAGACCGAACCUCACUGACCCAGGUGGAAAUCGUUAGGUCAUUUACUGCUAAGCAGCCAGAUGAACUCUCCCUGCAGGUGGCUGACGUCGUCCUCAUCUAUCAACGUGUCAGCGAUGGCUGGUAUGAGGGGGAACGACUACGAGAUGGAGAAAGAGGCUGGUUUCCUAUGGAAUGUGCCAAGGAGAUAACAUGUCAAGCUACAAUUGAUAAGAAUGUGGAGAGAAUGGGACGCUUGCUAGGACUGGAGACCAACGUGUAGUCUCUCGGAUGGUCUUUUGUUACUGCAAGAUUUGCACGACACUUACCGGGCUGGUUGGUUCUGGGCUAGUUUUGUUAAUUUUGUCACAGCCUAUUUAAUUAAAAGAACGAAAACACUUGCCUUUAAGCUUGCCAGGUUGUUCUGCUCUCUCAUGAGAAGAGCUUGGAUACAGUGAGUUUGCACAGCUCAGUUUUUACCUAACCACACACUUGCAGACCUCCUGAGGUACACAGAAUAGCUGAGCAGUUCACUUCAGGGAUCAGGUCAUCUCUGCUCCUCCUAGUUUCACCAUGUUCUGGCAAUAAAAAACACUAUAUUAUAUCCUGGUUUUCUCUAUCCUUGCAUUACUAAGGUGACUGUCUCUCUUUAUACAUCCUUGUAUGGUUCUCCCAGUAUUAGCAAGAUUUUAUAUCUGUAAAGAAUGUCCAGUUUUGUAAAUAUUUCCCUGCCUUUUUUUUUCUUUUUUUUUACAUCUGAUUCUAAUGCUUCGUUAACUUCAAAAGGAACUGGUAGAGUUCAGAAGGUGAGCUGUUGUUUUUCUAAACCUCUUCCCAGGAAAGGGACAUUGACACUUGAAUUUUUGUCACCUUUUUCCUCAUUAGAAGGAAAGUAGAAAGCCUUACUUUAGGAUUUUUUUAAAAAAUCCAUCUCACCCCAUAUUGGUCUUAAAUAAGUAUAGACUAAUUAACCUAAGCUACCUUUAACAACGUAGAAUUUAGAUGGGUUCAUAUAUGUGAGAAAAACCUGAAUAUAGGACAGGGGUCCUACUUUUUUCCCCCACCUCUGUCGCCCAGGCUGGAGUAUAGUGGUGUGAUCUUGGCCCACUGCAACCUCUGCUUCCUGGGUUCAAGUGAUUCUCCUGCCUCAGCCUCCCAAGUAGCUGGGAUUGUAAGAGUAUGCCACCACGCCCAGCUACUUUUUGUAUUUUUAGUAGAGACAGGGUUUCACCAUGUUGGCCAGGAUGGUCUCUUAACUCCUGCCCUCAAGUGAUCCACCAGGGAGGAGAUCCUCGGCCUCCCCAAGUGCUGGGAUUAUAGGCAUGAGCCACCGUGCCCAGCCUACUUUCUAAUUAAUUAAAAAAAAAAAAAAAAAAAACUUCCCAAAUGAGCUGAUAAAAAACUGACGUGAGGCUGCUUUGCCUUCAAUAAUACCUAGUUUUCAGCUGUUCCAACUCGUUUCCAAAUAGAAAUUAGCUGGAACACACUCCAGUAAUCUCAAGGAAGGGAAAAUUAGGCCUUAAAAGAUAUCAAGAAGUCAGCAUGGUACCCAAUUGAAACCUUUUGACCUUAGUGGGAAUUCAUUCUAUUUGCACUAAAAGCCUUAACUUGCUGUAUUCAGAGUCCCUCUUAACUGUGAGUUUCUGUAGAACUUUACUUUUUCCACUAGUGCACAGAGAGAGAAAGGUUAUCUUAAUAGUCGGUUUCAUGGAGAUGAAGGAUGGGAGAUUAAGAGGGGGGAAAUGAUUUUUACUGGCAGCUAUAUUCCCUCUCUGUUCUAUUUGCUUUAACAAAGGGAUAAAACCUGGCAAAGUGUACAUUAUUGGAGGACUCAAAUCUGUAUGUGACAUGUCCCAACUACUGUCCGCUAACUAGUUAUCCAAAUUGUAAAGCUACAGAAGCCCAGUUGAGGGGUAAGUGUGCCUGGCUCACACAGCCUGCACCCUGUCACCUUGGCAGUGAGCCAGUGUGGGGCACUGGGGACUUCUAACCCUUGGAUUGCUCUUUUUGACCUGUGCAUACCUUCUAAUUGUAAAAUAUAUUUCAGACCGUGAGUACCUUGAGAUCUGAGCAACUGUGGUAAUGAAGUAAUAGCAAUGGUCCACAGUGAAAGAUGUGUUGGGGUUUGCAAAACAAGCAUUCCGUCUCUGCAAAACAAAACAAGCAUUCCGUCACCUCUUUAAUAAUGUCACAGACUUUUUAAAGGAGAGGCUAACAAGUUGUAAUAUAAUCUGUCAUGUUUUAUUUAGGAAGGAAGGUAAAUUUGUGCUUGCACGGGGAUCAUUUUGUAUUAUUUUUGCUAAUACCCAGUUGAAGCUAAAAAGCAACUAUUUGAAUCCUGUGAAUUAAUUUAUAAGAAUGUUAAACAGCUUUGGAAAUACAUGCAUCUUAUGAAUCAUAGCCUUAUUUAGCAAGAUCAAUGCUGUGUAUUAAAGUGUUGUUAUAUGGCAAGUAUUUAACACAUUCACAGUGUUUGAUUUCAACUGUGAAUUGUCUUACAGUUUUUUCAAACCUAGUUGUUUCUAUGAACACCUGCUCUGAAUUGUACAUUGACUUCAUUACUAAAGAACAAAAAUGUUCAUUUUUGUCCCAGUAAAUUGAGACUGCUUGUACACUUUCAGAAAAAUAUGUGAAUUUAUAAAGAUUUUGUAGAUACUU
This is a messenger RNA of Pan troglodytes (chimpanzee), 5042 nucleotides long. RefSeq names its product Rho guanine nucleotide exchange factor 26 (gene ARHGEF26). NCBI's taxonomy places the organism in Eukaryota, Metazoa, Chordata, Mammalia, Primates, Hominidae. Bases 142 to 2667 code for a protein of 841 amino acids. Gene Ontology annotation, biological process: activation of GTPase activity. Gene Ontology annotation, molecular function: protein binding; guanyl-nucleotide exchange factor activity. The transcript has 14 exons. The record is from RefSeq and is a predicted model, not a curated record.